AUGGGGCUGCGGGCAAUAGGGGAUCAUGGGGCCCCUGUGUCCUAGCCCAAACUCAAAAAAGCCUAUGAAAAAGGUACCAGGGGCAUCUCAUGGGGCCCCCUAGUGACCCUGAGCCCUCGGGCAGUGCCCGAGUUUCCAAAUGGUCAGUCCGCCCUUGUCAAAAUGUAUUCUGCUACAUUUAUUGGCGAAAAUAAUAUUAAUAAUUGAAUUUGUACUUUUUUCCAAAUGUUUCUAUUAUUUUAUUAUUUAUUAUUACAUUAUUUUUUUUUUUACUAUUUUAUUUUUCAGUACACUGUAACCAAAGCAAUACAAUGUUACCAUAGUAACAUUGAACUACUCUGGGC
This is a messenger RNA of Staurois parvus, 344 nucleotides long. The record is from the annotation of a GenBank genome assembly. NCBI's taxonomy places the organism in Eukaryota, Metazoa, Chordata, Amphibia, Anura, Ranidae.